Ctenocephalides felis (cat flea) is the source of this 3903-nucleotide messenger RNA. RefSeq names its product latrophilin Cirl-like. Gene Ontology annotation, cellular component: membrane. Bases 133 to 3648 code for a protein of 1171 amino acids. The record is from RefSeq and is a predicted model, not a curated record. Gene Ontology annotation, molecular function: G protein-coupled receptor activity; carbohydrate binding. Gene Ontology annotation, biological process: cell surface receptor signaling pathway; adenylate cyclase-activating G protein-coupled receptor signaling pathway. The transcript has 13 exons. Lineage: Eukaryota; Metazoa; Arthropoda; Insecta; Siphonaptera; Pulicidae.
GCCUGUGAAGGCAAGACGCUGAAAAUCGACUGUAAACCGGGCGAGCAGAUCAAUCUGAUCCGAGCGAACUACGGUCGAUUCUCCAUUACGAUCUGUAAUGAUCACGGAAACACCGAUUGGAGUGUCAUCUGUAUGGCGCCGAAGACUCUACGUGUACUACACAACAAGUGUAGUCAGCAACAAAACUGCAGCAUUUUAGCCAGCACCAGUAUGUUUGGAGAUCCUUGUCCUGGAACAUUAAAAUAUUUAGAAGCUCAUUAUCAGUGUAUGCCAUCAACUAUGUCGGUGACUACGAAACGUCCCAGCCCGCCGUGGCUGAUCACGUCGCAGCCGAGCGUGUGGAGCACGUCCACCGUGCCGCCUGCGACCGCUCGGGUCACGAGCACGACACCUAAGCCGCGACCGGUUCCCACGGCAGCUACGCCUGUCACCGUGGCAGAAGCUACGCCGACCGCUGCUGUGAUACCGACGGCGGCACCAGUUCCACCUACUAUGUCCAGAACACCACCGGCUCGGUUACAACCGACGAACAACUACCAGAAAGUUAUACCUUUGCAGUCACCAAAUGUAACGAAGGAAGUACCACAGGAUCAGAACCAUCACCACGAAUCAUCUAAGCUUGGCGUUGUUGCAUCGAAUGAUGGCGAAUCCUCCUCAGGGGAGCAGCACGAAUAUCAACCACCCCGAACUUCAGAUCCAUUCCAUUCAGGAGAUACGAUCCGAUAUAAUCCAGAAACCGCGAACCCGAAUGUUAAUACUGAAAACCGUGAUAUUUCUAAGAAUUCUGGCAUUGAGCAGCCUUCAUAUCAACAUUAUUGCGCACCCAAUAAUGCUCGAAAUUUAGUUUGGAAUUGGACUCGCGUGAAUGAAGUAAAAGUUCAACCUUGUCCAGGCGGCGCCACAGGUUUGGCUCGAUGGCGCUGCGUUCCUGUACCUAACAGAUAUUACAGCACUGCAGGAACCGACAAUACCGAAAAGUAUGCCACACGGUGGUACCCUGAAACCCCAGACUUGAGCGAGUGUCGAAGUGUUUGGCUAAAUAGUUUGGAGUCGAGAGUUAAUGAAGGCGAAUCGUUAAUUGCGAUCACUAAUGAUCUGUCGCAAGUGACUAGCAGCAAGACUUUAUACGGAGGUGAUAUGAUGACCACAACAAAAAUUAUUAAGAAAAUGGCCCAAAAAAUGGCUGUCGAUAUACAGACAUUCCCAGAUCAACGGCAAAGAGAAGCUAUAGUGACCGAUCUCCUUCAUGGAGUGGUAUUGACUGGAAGUAAUUUGCUAGAUAGUUCACAAUAUCCGUCUUGGAUGGAUUUGAGUCAUGACGAUCAGAUGCGAGUUGCAACAUCUUUGCUCAUCGGUCUAGAGGAAAAUGCAUUUCUUCUAGCUGAUACAGUUAUUAGAGAGAGGACUGUAACUCAAACUGUGAAAAAUAUACUUUUAUCCGUGCGUGUACUAGAAACUAGAAACAUUGGUACUGAAGUCUUUCCAUCAGCAAAAUCGUUUGACCAUUGGACUGCGAGCAACGAUUUUAUUCAAUUACCACGAGAAGCAGUACUGGAAAAUAGUGAGGGUGGGCUCGUGCGUUUAGUGUUUGUGGCAUUCGACAGACUAGAACAAAUUUUGAAGCCGCCCAGCGAGGACCAACUCCAAAUGGCGAAAGUAGCUGAUGGUUACCAGAAAAUGAAUGUAACACGAGUGCUUAACAGUAAAGUGAUAUCAGCUAGUUUAGGAAAAGGCCGGCACAUUCAGCUUUCGCAGCCUAUAAAAUUAUCUCUCAGGCACCUCAAGACGGAAAAUGUCAGUAAUCCAUCGUGUGUCUUCUGGGAUUACACAGUAAACGUUUGGUCCGAAGAAGGUUGCCGCGUCGAGUCCACCAAUCAGACCCAUACCACGUGCCUGUGUGACCAUUUGACAAAUUUUGCGAUUUUGAUGGACGUGCAUUCGACGACGUUAUCGCCGGCUCAUCAAGUCGCUUUACAGAUCAUAACAUACAUUGGAUGUAUAAUAUCAGUUGUCUGUUUAGUUUUGGCUAUCGUUACAUUCCAGCUAUUCAAAGGUCUUAAGUCGGAUCGAACAACCAUUCACAAAAAUUUGUGUGUUUGCCUGCUUCUGGCAGAACUAGUGUUUGUUGCUGGAAUAAACCAGACGGCUAUUCCGGUGCUGUGUGGAAUUAUUGCUGGCCUACUACAUUUCUUCUUCCUCUGUGCAUUUUCUUGGAUGUUCUUGGAAGGUUUCCAGUUAUACGUAAUGUUAAUUGAAGUAUUUGAGGCAGAAAAAUCACGUAUACGAUGGUAUUACACUGUGGCUUAUGGAGCCCCUUUUAUCAUAGUCGCUAUAUCAGUUAUUGUUGAUCCAUUCAGCUAUGGUACUCCUCGAUAUUGUUGGUUGCGUGCUGACAAUUUCUUCAUAUUCAGUUUUGUGGGACCAGUGAUGGCUGUUAUACUUGCAAACUUAGUUUUCCUGAGUAUGGCAUUAUUCAUGAUGUGCAAACAUGCUAAUUCUACUGUAUCUAUGAAGAAUAAAGAACAUUCUCGACUAGCCAGCCUAAGAGCGUGGCUUAGAGGAGCAGUAGUCUUAGUAUUUCUACUGGGACUAACAUGGACUUUUGGUCUAUUAUAUCUUAAUGAAGAGAGUGUUAUCAUGGCUUAUAUAUUUACUGCUCUGAAUUCCUUGCAGGGAAUGUUUAUAUUUUUGUUUCACUGUAUACAGAAUGAAAAGGUUUUGAAAGAAUACCGCAAGUUUAUCAGACGUCAUUCAUGGCUACCAAAGUGUCUUCGUUGCUCCAAGACGACUGGUUCCACAGGCUCAGGAUCAUGCACAGCAGGUGUGGGCAAUGCAUCAGCCGGCGUUGGGUCAGGAAAAGACUCCAAUAACCAGUCCGCUCCUAAUACGGAUAGCACUGGACUGACGGGAAGCGCAGAUGCCUCAGGAACGCAUCAGAGACACAAUCAGCAAACCCUUGUCAAUAGCAACAUUUCUUAUAAGUCCUACAGUCGUGAUUCUGGUCAUGGUGGAUCCGAGCAAGAAGAAUCACCUCGACUUCACGAGCUCUCCGGCAUUCCAGCAAAUAACAAAGAAGGCAGGGAAGGAAGGGAAGGAAGGGACAGUCGCAGGCACCACAUAAUAACACCGGCUGAAUAUCAUGCCACACCUGAAUAUAUGCAAGGGGGACUUCAUGCGCAAGUUAUCGGUCUGCCGCAGGCCGCCCCUCGACAAUUAGUCAACGGUGGGAUAUCGCGAAAAAGUUCGAGAGCCCCCUCCCCAUGGAACCAUAUGUAUUCAGAAAUUCGUGACGGACGACGCAUACCCGAAGACGACCCUGUUUACGAGGAGAUCGAGCGUGGCGAAAUGAUGGUCUCCGAUGUGAGCGACGACGAUAUAAGGCGGCAGAGUGAUAUGAGUCGUCAAUCAUCGCGUUCCUACGGCGAUCAUCGGCCAUUGAUACCUUACAGCCCUGUCCAGGGGCCGGUCCCCGCCGAACGGUCAUCAACCAAACCAUGGAAUUACGGACCGACCGCCGAACAGGCUCGUUCUUUGGCCGCUGUGCUCGAUGGGGAUACUGUUGUUUGCCAUUUGGAGCCACAGGAGUUGUACUUACGUGAUUCUUAUCAUUCUCGAACGAUAAUUUUGCCUCCCUAUAGUGAGUGUUAAACUUUUCUGCAAAGUGCAUUUAGAGAACAUACAUUCAAGUUAUGUGCAAUGUAUUAAUACCGUUUCUUGUUCUAAAGAUAGGUUUGUUUUACAUGUUUUUUGUGAUAUUUAGUAUGUUUAAACCAGAAAGUAGUGUAUGGCAUAAUAUUGUAAUUCUAUAUGCAAUGGGACAUACGAUGAACUUGAUUAAUUAAUAAUUAUGUGUAUUAUAGACUUCAGUGUGCUAGUUAUAUAUAUAUAUAUAUAUAUAUAUAU